Messenger RNA from Podarcis lilfordi (Lilford's wall lizard), 24007 nucleotides. NCBI's taxonomy places the organism in Eukaryota, Metazoa, Chordata, Lepidosauria, Squamata, Lacertidae. The record is from the annotation of a GenBank genome assembly.
AUGCCCGUCUUCCUCCGGAAGCAGCCCCUGGACAUACCUUCACCCACUGAAAAGGACUGGAUUAAGAAAGACGAAGAAGAGGACAUAUACUUGAAAGAUCCAUAUGAGUACCUUGAUUCUUUGCCUCAGCCUUAUCGGAUGAUCAAUAAACUGGUGAAUCUUUUGCUUGAGCGGACCUGGGAAAUUGUUGAGGGGCCGCAACCAUUACAGGAAACCAGGCAGCCGAAGGUUCCGCCCCCAAAGUACCCACCUUCAUCUGAAUUCCAGGUACUCAUUCCCGGGCAAAUUGUGGGAUGGGUACUUCUUACUUAGCCGUAGCUCCCCAAUGAAUUCAGUAGGAUAUAACAAAGAGUCUUGUGGCACCUUAAAGGCUAACAAAGUUAUUAUGGCAUAAGCUUUUGUGGACUAGAAACUACUUCACCAUAUGUAUGAAGUGUUUUUCUGAGGUGGUAGGCAUAUAAUAUACACAUGAUUGUUAGUGGGUGGGAUGGUGAGGUAAGAGGGAAAUGAACUGCAGUAAGCACAGACUGUGGUGGUUAUUUAACAGGCUACUAACAUGUGUGCAAAAUGGCUAGUGUGGUUAUUAAUAUGGCAGCAUUGAAAAUAACAUAUUUAUCAGCAGUGCAUUAAUGCAUGUAAUGGGAUUAAUUGCUGAGCUGGGCAUUGUGCUUUCUUCACUUUCCAUAUUCCCAGGUUGAGGGAAGGGCAAACUGCAUGGUAGCCGCUGGAGAAUUCAUCUUCAUUGGCUUUUCUAUGGGACUAUCUGUCUUCAGCAUACCCACAUGUGAAAAGUCCACAUGCGAGAAGGUAUGUGCUUGGGAGGCAGCCAACGUUGAGAUUUGUGCCAUCAAGGUUUCAAACUUUGGCAGUAGCUCCUAUCUCAUUGGUUCAGUGGAUGAGCUGGGUAAGUAUAUUUAACACCCAUCUGCAAAUUAAUUAUGUUUUCUACACUAUUUUCUAUCCCACCUGUCUUAUGAGGAGCUCAGGCCUCUGUUAUGUUUGUCCUAUUUUACAGAAGGGAGAACUAAAGGAAGAAAGUGGCUUGCUCGGGAUCACAUAGUGGCCCCAUGCCUUUUCUCGUUGCCUGGUUGUAUUCUGAAAACCUCCCUGUGCUUUAAUGACAACUAAGAAGCACAAAUCCUGCCUGAGACUAUGUUGUUUAUUGUCUUUUUCAGCUUAAUUUUGGCAACUGAAGCAGCUCUGCAGUCAUAUGUCUGAGUUGUCCUGCUACUUGGAUACCCACAUUCAGCCAGUUCUGUGCCAGAACUGGUGCAUGACUCGGAUUUUCCAAGAAACUGCCCCCACGCUAGCAACCAUUCUCUUUUUCAAAUAAGAGAGUAAGGUGUGAUGAGUACGCUGAUGAUGCCCAGCUCUACUUUUUUGUGUAUCAUCUAAUUUAGGAAAGCUGUGUAAGCCAUGGACCAGCACCUGGGCUUGAUGGUAGGCUGGAGGAGGGUCAGCAAAUUGAAUCUGAAUCUUGGCAAGAUGGAGGUGCACUGCCUGACCAAUUCCAGUCUGGAUAAUGGAUCAAUUGCCUACUAUAGAUAUACUUCCCCUGAGGUGCUCCUGGAUUUAUUUCUGUGACUGGAGCUCAGGUGACCUCAGUGGCUAGGAUUCCCUUUUACCAAGAUAGUAAGAUAGUACAAUUACUGUUCUCCAUGCUGUAGUAACCUCCCAGCUGGAUUACUGCAAUUCAUUGCAGUGCUUUCUGUGUAGGGUUGUCCUUGAAGUUGGGCUGGUGCAAAAUUCAGCAGCUGAACUUGGGACAGGAUACCACCAGCAUGUUCCCCUGCUGUUGGAAGAAUUGCACUGAAAUAAUGUUUCUUCCCUUAUGAAACUGCAGAUACCAUCUCAUCAGGAGGCCUGUUCCAUACUAUGUUGGAAUUGGGAUUUUAGCAUGCUAGCACCGGUCUUUUCCAUUGUGUUUCAAACCAGCACCAUCUCUAUUGGAUCAUAGCCAAUGUUAGUCCUGCUCAGAGUAAACCCACUGAGAUGAAUGACCAUGGCUAAUUUAGAUAAGUUGAUCUCAGCUGUCGUCAGGGAUAGAACCUGGGACCUUCUGCAUGCAGAGCAGAUUCUCUGCCACUUAACUACAGCGAUCCCUUUGCUACAUAAAACCCACCCCCUUUUGCUAUUGCUUCUCCAGUUGGUGACUUGCUGGAUUGCUGAUGGUCACAGGUAAGAGAUGUUCACAGGUAAGCAGCAAGCCUGGUAGCAUGAGAUGCUAGGGUUCAAAGGAGCAGGGCUGCUCCUCAGCUAUGCAGAUGUUAUAACUUGCCUUUACUCCAGGGCACUCAAGGCACAGCAUCCACGAUUCUCCCGCUUCUAUUUUACCCUCAUCACAACUCUAUGAGGUAGGUUAGGCUACAAGAUAGUAGCUGGCCCAAGGUCACGAGCGAACUUCAUGGAUGAGCAGGAAUUAGUAUUUGCACCUCUCAGAACUCUCCGAAGGGAAAACUGAUCAUUUAUAAGACUUGUCAUUUAAUGGAUAAUGGAAAAGAGGAAACCUGAUGUGCUAAUGAACAUGAAAGAAAAGGUAUCCUAGUGCAAUUUCUUCUGUUGUUGUGUUCCAGGUAUUGCUCGUCUUUUUUACUUUUUCAAGGAGAAUCUGCUGUCUAUAAAAGCCAUAAAUGAAGUGGUGAGUCCCCACUAUAUAUCUAUCUCUUAUAGUUACUGGUUAUCUGAAUCUCAGCUUUUGGAAAACCCAGUUAUCCAAAUCCAUUGUGCCCAUAUUGUACCCAUAUUGGUACAAUUCUAAGUAAAAGGCACUUCCAUCCAUCCAUAUGUAUAAUUAUUCACACACACACACACACACACACACACACAUCUUUUCCCCAUACUAUUUGAUAUACAGCCUGAUAACGGUCAUGCUUUACUUGGAAGUAAGACGUAUAUUUUCAGUGGUGUUUAUAUUUUCAGUGAUGUUUCUAAAACAGUGCCCCAACUUUCUGCAUGCUUACUUGGACUUGCUUAUUUACAAGUCCCAUUUCACUCAGUAGGCCAUCUGAGUAAACAUGCUUUGGCUUGGUCUGAAUGUAAAAUGAGGUUAAAUGUGAAUGACCGACAGCGGCCAAACUUAAACCAUAAGAAGUCUCACAGAUGCCAGUGGAAGAGAUGCAUGACUCAGUCCUAUGCAUCUUUACUCCAAAGUAGGUCUGACUUUGUACAGGAUUUGUACAGGAGGGCUUGCUACAUGAUACAUACAUGAUAAAGCCAAUUUUAGCCAUUUCACCCCUUGUUUUUUCCUGUAAGACCAAUUGCAGUCCUUAACGGUCGUCAACAGGUUUACCACACCUAUCAGCCAAUCACCCAUUCCCACCACCCUUCUGAGUAAUACCCCUCCCCACCCUCUCACUAUAUAGACGGGUCUGGUAACUUCUGUUUCAGUGUAUCUGAAGAAGUGUGCAUGCACACGAAAGCUCAUACCAAUAACAAACUUAGUUGGUCUCUAAGGUGCUACUGGAAGGUUUUUUUGUUGUUGCUUGCUACUUAGUAUGUGUGUAUAAAAUUGAACCAUUAGCAUAUCCUUUCCCGUAAAUAUUAAUGGGACUUAAUUUUGGUUGUACUAUGUCAGCAGUUAUUGUUGACUUUAUGCAUGCAUGCUAAAAGUCCCGACUGGUGCUGCUUCAAGGUUUUACAUAUCUGCUAUACUCAGGGCUGGCCCACCUACAAGGCAAGAUGAAGCAGCCACUUUGGGCAGCAGAAAGCCUCACCCCAUUGCCUCCGCUGCCAAUUUCUGGCAAUUUUUUGCUGAAAUUUUGAAAGAUCUCGCAGUGUGAGAGAGAUCUCGCCAGAUUUUGGUGAGAUCUCACUGGAAAUCGGCACUGGCUUGCUUCUCCACUAGCAGCGGAGAGGGUGGGGUGCUGCUUUUUCAUUUUGCUUCAAGCAGCAAAACUGGAUGUGUCAGCCCUGACUAUACUUAUCCUUCCAAGCCUCUUGCAGCCAGCCUAUACUCUGCAUUACCUGCAUAGAACUGUCACUUCUGGGCUGAGUGUUUUGAUGGUCCACCUUCCUGUUGAUGCCAGAUUUCUUCCUGAAUGAGGUCCUCUGCGUUCAUCAACCGUCCAGCGGCAGGCGGAAAAUCAAUAGGCACAGCUUUCCCCACUGUGUAGUCCUUAUAUGCAGCCAAGUCCAACUGUUAAAAUGAGUUACUUCUAUUGAACUCUGGAGGCAAUGAUGAAUGUGAUAAAGCCACGUAUGCUUUAUUGUGCAUUUCCCUGGCAGAACAUCAAGGUUUCUUCAUCAGAGUCUUCUAAUGGUAGGUGGUGUGCUCAGAGUCAAACACAUAAAUGACAAAAGAGCUUCUUUUGCAACAAACCUGCCAGAUCAGGUUUCCCGACUUGGCAUUCCAGCUUCCACAAGCCCAGCCCGCUCUAAUUUCAGAAUAUAUAUUUACCAUCUUCUUAUCUCUUUUUUGGCAGGAAGAUAUUAGUAAGCGAAAUACAUGUGUUGCACUGGAACUCUCUCGCGGGGCUGAUUAUGCAGGCUUUCUGCUGCAAGGCAAGUCUCAACAUUUGUCAAACUUAGCAAGACAAGUUGCAACCUGCAGGCUGGAGUGUGGCACUUUUUAUAUUUUUAUAUCCUUCAGGUUUCCCUUUGGAAUCUCUCUUUUUACCACGAUGUGUUUUGGGUAGUUCAUUUUGUGAUACUGCACCCACUCGGUCUAAUCUUCCAAAUAAAAAAUCCAGACCACUCUCCGCAGACAAGUAACUUUUCAAAUACAUAUUUAUAGCUUUAAAAAAAGGGGGACCAAGUCCUCAGAAGAUAGCUUACAGAAAUAGUCAUUAUAAUCACAAUAGGUAAAGGUAAAGGGACCCCUGACCAUUAGGUCCAGUUGUGGCCGACUCUGGGGUUGCGGCGCUCAUCUCGCUUUAUUGGCUGAGGGAGCCGGUGAUGUGGCCAGCAUAACUAAGCUGCUUCUGGCGAACCAGAGCAGUGCAUGGAAAUGCCGUUUACCUUCCCGCCGGAGCGGUACCUAUUUAUUUACUUGCACUUUGACGUGCUUUCGAACUGCUAGGUUGGCAGGAGCAGGGACUGAGCAAUGGGAGCUCACCCCAUCGUGGGGAUUCGAACUGCUGACAUUCUGAUUGGCAAGUCCUAGGCUCUGUGGUUUAACCGACAGCGGCAGCCGGGUCUCUAUAAUCACAAUACAUCUCAAUAAAAAAGCCUCAUCAAUUAAAAUAUGAGGAAGGGACCGGUGGCCUUCAGAUGUUCUUGGACUACAACGCUUUUCAUCUCUGGCUAUUGGCCACACUGGUUGGAGCUAAUGGAAGUUGAAGUCCAACAACAUAUGGGUGGCCACACGUUCCCUGCUGCUGAAUUAAAACAUAUGGCACCUGCAUAAAAUUGAUGUGAAAGGGCUUUAUUAUUAUUAUUAUUAAUAAUAAUAAUAAUAAUAAGUUUCUAAGCAAUCUGGGGCUCUCACUGGUACAUCUGCACAUGCUUAUACUCAGUUCUGCCCUGCCUCAGCCCCUUCAAGGCAAGCUGCAACAAUGCUGCUGUUUGGGGGGUGGUUCUGUCCCACCACACUGGCGGCUGGUAGGUCUAACUGAAGACCAGUUAGAGAAAGGGCCUUCAUGGAAUUCUAGACAUAUGGGGUCACCACCAAUAAGGCCCUACCUCUGGUAUAUGGAUACAACAGGCCUUUCCUGUUCAUUCCUUAAGGCUGCAAACCUCUAUCCACUUACUGGGAGUAAGUGCCGUUUAACUCAGUGGGGCUUACUUCUGAGUAGACAUGUAUAGGAUUGCACUGUAAGUCAGUCACGCAUAUGGUGAGGAAGUUGUUUCUGUUCCCUACAGAGGUCGAUUCCAUUUCCUUUGGCUUUCACCGAGAAUAUACGACGCUGCUAAUAUAAAACUAUUAGGAGAAGCAUCCUCAAAGAGCUUUAGAAAACACCCCUUAUCAAACCGUCGGGGUUUCUGACCCUCAGCAUAGUUUUUUUUUUACACUGUUGGGUAUAUUUGUAGAAUGUAUUUACAUGUAUGAACUUUAUCACAAAAAGAAUAAAUAAAUCUGGAUGGUAAAGGACCAGAAUUUUGGCAAGUAACUGCAUCAGCAUAUUGCAUGACUUAGUUGCAGAGUUUUUGUGGCACAAUCCAGGCUAUGAAACUGACAUGGAAACUUUCUCAAUAGGGUUUGAGGUUUCUAAAUAGGAUGCUUUCAGAUAUUGGGUAAUGGAUACUUUGAAUGUGUGUGACUUUUUGUGUGCUUUGGUAAGAUUCCUCCCCCCUUCCUCAUAUGCUUCGAAACUUUAAGAGCCACUUACAUGCCUAUAUAUAUGUAUCUCCCGACAUACUAUGUAUAAGUGGCCAAGAGUAAGCAUGAAUUUGCCUUUUAGGGAGCAAAACUAGAAAUAUUGCUUGACUAAGAGACCUUUCUUCUCCUUCCCCAUUGCUUCAUCUGUUUUCUUCUGUUUCCUCACAGCAGGCAGCUCGGAGGCUUGGCUGGAGAUCUACCGAUUGCCUAAGGAUUCUUGGCUAAAAGAAACAGAAAAUGCCCAGAAUGUCGCACUUACAACUCCAGCAAACACCAAGGACAUGAAAGUUAACCAGGCAACCCUGCCAGAGAAGGCUGGGGUAGAGGUGGAUAAAAAAAAUGUAAUUCCUAUGGAUCAUAUCUAGCCCCUCAAAAGUUUUUUGUGCCCUUCCCCUCCAUGACCUUUCAAUUGUCAUUGGAAUGAAUGAAUGAAUGAAUGAACACAUGAAUAAAUGAAUGAAUGUGGCCUUCCAAAUGUUGUUGGACUCCAACUUCCAUCAGCCAGCAUGACCAAUGUUCAGGGACGAUGGGAGUUUUAGUCCGACAUAAUUUGAUAAUAAUUUUUAUUAGUUUUCAGUUACAAGAAUCCAAUAAUAGCCUCAUUAUAACAAUGCAAAAUUAUAAUACAAUUACUAAUAGCAAUCAUUCAGAUGCCAAAUUAUAUAAUUUAGGUGCCCCCUCCCCCGCAUUCUAGAAUUGAUGAUUUACUUUAUUUCUGCAUUCCAAAAAUCUUAUUAAUUUCAAUUACACUACAGUCAAAAUAGCAAUGUUAACGACUUCCAUUCGUAUCAACACAUCAAAUGAUUUAUAAACCUGCAGGUGAAGCAUUCAAACUAUAUCCUUGUUCUUCCUGUGUGUGGCAAUUAUCCUGUCCUUGUAAAAUAUUAUAUCUAUCUUUUCCCAGUUGUUGCUGUUCUCCAUCAUGCCUUGGGCGGAGCUAAUAUCCCAUUGUUGUUUCAGAAAUUCCCCAUUGCUCCGUCCCAUGCUUCAUUGUUUUGCAACUUUAAAAGCAGCUGCAAAAAUCACACCGUCCCAUUGAAUAUCCUGUUUUCGCCAUUUUCCCUCUCAGCCUGGGAAGGAGAGUGAGCUGCAAAUAACUCAGUAAUGAACAUUACUGAGUCCAACAUCAUUUGAAGGGAAAUGGGCGCCCUAUUUCCACUGUAGUUCUUCAAGAGAGUUUUGUCUUUAGUUCUUUUCUGUCCCGAUACCAUUUAUACACAGGUGUACGUUCCAAACUUUUUCAGAGGCAGAAAAUUUGUAUUCAGUGAAGCCAAAUGACAAUGUUUCAGAGUACUCUUCUCACGAGCAAGUAGUCUUUCUAUCGUGGAUAGGCAUGCUUGGAAAUUAUUUAUUUGUAUGAACCACUUGAUCAAAAAAUAUUUCUCUUCGACUGGUGUGCAGAUAAAAUAACAGAUAAACCAAUGCUGAGAUCCACAAACCCAUGAAUGUGCUGCCCCUUCAUUUGUAACGUUAGCACAAGCAAACCUUUCAGAAAUGGGCUUGCAUGUUCCCCAUUUCCUCCUCUUUCAAGGAGGAAUUACCACCUGCUCCCUGUGUGUUUUCCUUUUCUUUCACUGGGAGCAGGACUGAGCAUGUCUUAAAGGUUUGUUGAGCUGAGGGCGCUGCAGUGGUCCUAGGUGAAAUUGGGGUAUCCUGGAUCACAUUGUAUGUUACAGGGACUCCAGUGUGUAUAUAAUAAUUGCUGCCUUUUCUGGUUCUGUAGAAGAAGGCUCCGGAAAUCCAAGGAUUGGUUGCUGAAGAGGUGGUAAGUAGUCUAACAGUGGUCUAAACCACUGAGCCUCUUGGGCUCACUGAUCUGAAGGGUUGGCGGUUCGAAUCCCCGUGACGAGAUGAACUCCCGCUGCUCUGUCCCAGCUCCUGCCAACCUAGCAGUUCAAAAGCACACCGGUGCAAGUAGAUAAAUGGGGAGCGCUGCGGCAGGAAAGCAAAUGACAUUUCUGUGCGCUCUGGUUUCCAUCACAGUGUCCUGUUGCGCCAGAAUGUUGCUGGUCACAUGACCUGGAAAGCUGUCGGUGGACCAAUGCCGGCUCCCUCAGCCUGAAAGUGAGAUGAGCGCUGCAACCCCAUAGUCGCCUUUGACUGGACUUAACCGUCCAGGGGUCCUUUACCUUUACCUUUUUUUACAGUUCGUAGCAUUAUUUGGAGGAAACCAUGACUGUUAAGGUGAUAUAACUGUUCUUGAAGUGAAGGGUAUUGGUUGAUGUGAUCAGGGUCCUUUAUUUAUUUAUUUUUUUAAAAAAAGAUAUUUAUUAAGGUUUCCAAUAAAAAGAACACAUCGAUAAAAAAUUAAAAAUAAAAAAAGAAAUACACAACUCAAAAGUACACAAUACAUAAUCCAGAAAAAAAAACAACAAAAAACAAAAGACAAAAAAGAAAACAGUUAAAAACAAUACCACCUUUUCAUCUCCAUUUUUAAAUUUACUUAUUUUCUGGACCUCCUCAUACCUCCCUCUUUUGUAUUCCAGUUCAAAUUGUUUGUCCAGCAAUUUCUUUCCCUCUUUUUUAAUCCCAAGUGAUCAGGGUCCUUUAACACAGAUGAGUUAUGCCAUAACUAUUGAGAGAUUCUGAACAUGCCAUCUUGUUUGAAAAACACAACACACAUCGCCGGAUCACAGAAAUGCUAGUAAACAAAAAAAGUAGACCACGCAAGGUGGAAGUCGGCCAAUUCCCACUGCAGUUUAUUUGUAAAGGAAGCCUCUUAUGAAAGAAUUAACAAUUUAUCUGCUCUGAGACAGGCAGAAUUGCAACAAACUUGAAGAUCAUAUUCCUAAAUGCUACUCCUUUACACCAUUAUUGCUUCUUGGUUGACAACUCGUGGGGGGGGGGGGGCGGCAGCCAGCAGCCAUUACAGGGCUGGUUUGGACUUUGCAGCCUUAAUUUCUGGCCCCUAUUUUUGCUUUAGAUGAGUGCAACGCUUAUACCAUGCAUUGUCCUGUGUCUUGGACCUGGAGUGGCACUAUGAGACACAUGCACUAUUUUUGGAGUCCAGCCACUUUUAUUGUAGGAUAGAGGAGGUCCCCCAGUCUUCGUAUCAAGUGAUUGGUUAACAUUCCAAAGAGGAUAGCCAGAAAUUGCUUGGCUUCGGAAAAUCUCAGUGUAUGGGGCGAGAUGGGAAGUGGACUCUGGAAGUGGAAUUGUUUAGAAUUGCCUCUCUGCUUCAUUACAGGAUCCUCAAGUGCUUCUAAGCAGGCUUGAAUCGAGGCUGAUUCCCCCUGUUCUGUUGCUGAAGAUCAGAUCACCCAAACCAUUUGCACGUAUGAACUCUCCUUACCUUCUUCUGUUUACCUGUCUUUUCUGUUUCUGUGUUUUGUUGAAAUAGUGCAACAGUAAAAAUACAAAAUGUAAAAAUAGUAUGAUAAAUGCAUGUAUUAGGACCAACUAAAAUGUACAUAAAUAAAACAACCCUCUCCUGCUGUGGUUCUCAGCAAUUGGUGUUCAGUGGCAUGCUGUCUCUGGUCCUGGGAUUUGAAUUUUGCCAUUGUGACUAGUUGCCACUGAUGCUCUCCAUGUAUUUGUCCAACCCCCUUCUAAAGCAAUUUCUGUGGAUGGUCAUUCAAAUUUCAUUGUCUUAUCUUUGCACACUGAAGAAAUACUCCCUUUUGUCCAUUCUGAAUGUGCUACUACUGUUCAAUUUCAUGGGCUGAUUGCAGGUUCUAGUAUGGUGAGAGAGGGAGAAAAAGUUCUUUCUGUCCACCUUCUUUACACAAAGGAUAAGUAAAGCAUGUUUGGAGUGGUACAGUUUUAUUUUUAUUUUUUAAAGAAAGCCCCCGCCUCCAGGCACACAAUCUAAAAAAAUAAAAUAGCAAGGGGAGCUGGAAUGAAAUGGGAACUUGGGGUGUGCGUGUUGUUUGGCAAGGCAUGUUCAUUGCACCUCCUUAGCCUGCAGGAGGUGGGGACAUAAAUAUUAAGACUUUUCAUGCACUUCCUCCAACUUUCUCAAGUGCCUCUUCCACCAUUAACAGGGAGUGUUUCCUUUGUCAGAAAUCGAGAGCACUACCAGCAUUGACCAGCAGAGACCAGCAGAGCCCAGAGCUGGUCUGUCUUUGCAAUCCCUGCAGAACCCGGUCUUCUAUACUGAACAACAUUUAGUGCACCGAAAUAAAAUAGAAUGUUUUCAAUUGAUGCCUACUGUUUCUCCUUCCCUGAUUAAAGGCCAUUAGGAGGGGAGGAUUCUCUCUCUAAAAAAUGACCAGUGAGAAUACAAUGUGCAAAUUUGCAACAGGUUUCCUGUCUAGGCUAGUAGGACAUGACGUAGCCCUUUGUGACUGGCUCCUGCUGCGUAUCAGACAAGGAUUCUUCAUGGCAAGGACUCCAUGACCGAUUCUAACACUGUCUUGUAUACAUUUAAACUCAGCAAGCACAUUUAAGCAUCCUUAUGAAGCCUUAAUGAAGAGCGAUGAUGGCAGUGUGAUUGGCUUGGGAUACAACCAUAUGCUCAAGGAAAGCCAAUGGGAGCGGCAGGAGGCAAUAUUUAGCAGCACUUUCCAACAGUAUCUGGAGACAGAAGAUGAGCUAGAGAUCAAGGAGGAGAAACCCUGGUGAGUGGGGGUUGAAUUACAUCUAACAUUUACUUCAAUCUUCCAUCCUUCUCAUGCUCCUGGGAGCAGCAAGACCCCCAGAGUUUAUUUCUGCUGCAGUAGUAAAGCUGGAAAGAUUCACCUCCAGCCCACCCUGGGUUCAUGGGACAAUAUAUUAAUCAGUGGCUUGAUUUCUUUCUAUAUACAUAGGAAUGUAAGGCUGUCGUCACGCUGCAGUUCAUGUGGCUGCUGAUAGGUGGCCACACCAGCUCCAGCGGGACGGCAUGCAGGUGAGUGAGAAGUGCAGGCAGCCGGCAGCCCAGGUUAGCCAUUUAACGGAGGGGCGGGGGGAGAUGAUUCACAGAACAGUAUGGCAAACCAGUCUGUGAAGUGCCUUCCCCUUCUGUUAAAUGCAGCUGCAGCGUAGUUUAAUGUAGGGAGGGAGACGCUUCAGAAAACUACUCUCUGAAGUGCCUCCCCCUUCUUUAAAAUGUGUGAGGAAAAGUGGGUUGAGCUGUGAGGGGGAUAGGUGAGGUGGUAGGUAAGGUGUAAAAGGAAUGGGGUUUGGUCAGAUGCAAAGGCAUCUAGACUGGUGACUGGAAGUGGCUGCCGGAACCACGUAACACCAGUCUUGAAAGAGCUGCAUUGGCUCCCAGUACGUUUCUGAGCACAAUUCAAAGAGUUGGUGCUGACCUUUAAAGCCCUAAAUGGCCUUGGCCCAGUAUACCUGAAGGAGCGUCUCCACCCCCAUCGUUCAGCCUGAGGUCCAGCUCCAAGGGCCUUCUGGUGCUUUCCUCACUGCGAGAAGUGAGGUUACAGGGAACCAGGCAGAGGGCCUUCUCAAUAGUGGCGCCUGCCUGUGGAACGCCCUCCCAUCAGAUGUCAAGGAAAUAAACAACCGUCUGACUUUUAGAAGACAUCUGAAGGCAGCCCUGUUUUAGAGAAGUUAUUAAUGCCUGAUGUUUUAUUGUAUUUUUAAUAUUUUGUUGGAAGCCGCCCAGGGUAGCUGGGGAAACCCAGCCAGAUGGGCAGGGUAUAAAUAAAUUAUUAUUAUUAUUAUUAGGCAGGAGGAGGUGGCCAGGUGUGGGGGUUGGCAGGUAGGUGGACGGACAUGUGGAGUGAGCAGGGGUGGCAGCCCCUAGUAUAAUGUAUACUUUAACAGGAAGUCACAUUGCAAUGUUUGUUGUUGCUUUUUGUGGUGGUUUAGCACAAACAUUACUUAUACCAGUGUCAUUGACUAUCUCCCCCCCACCCCGAACCUUUAUAUAUAUCCUAUAUGUUUUAAAAUGAUUUAUUCUCUCUCUUUCUCUCUCUCCCUCCCCCCCACCCCUGGCCGCCAUUUCAGCAAUGCUAUGUUCCAUUUUCACUUGCCUGGCCGCACUUUGCCUGUUGGAACCGAAUUCAGAGCUGAGCCAGGUAAUUGUACUGCGGAAGUUCCUUCUGCAGAAUUAGAGAGGCAAGCCUGAACAAAACUAGGUGGGGAACCUGGAACUUUGUGUCUGGGAUUUGAAAUUUGCAUGGCCCACCCACCUCUGUUUUUGGCUUUCUCAUUUUGCUCCCAGAAUUGGGGAGAGGGGAGCUGCUGGGGUUCUGAAGUGCCUGUCUUCCCUGUUGGCCCUUUAUUUAUUUCCUUCGCUUUCUCUUGUUCUCCAGAUAUGCCCAUUGCUCUCAGCAUUCACUGGAGCAGGAGCCACAACCUCUGCUACUACUUUCUCAGUCGCCCAGCAAAGGAGAAAAUUGGUAAUGCAGUGUGCAAGUAACAGCUGCAAUUUUAUGUGCAUUGUCAAACCUCCUCAUGAUCCAUCCCAGAAAGACUCUUCUCGUCAUAUCUGCAACGGAACUGUGGCAUUUUUAAGCUGAGCUUCGGCCUCCUACUCCUGCCACUUGUGGGCUCCCAUCCCCUUGCUGCUUUCUCCACUGUAAUGUCUAGUGUUCCCAUGAUACAAUAUUGCUGUUCAGAGAUGCCAGUUUUGGCAUAAGCCUAAUCUGUCUGGCAGUGUAGUUCUGACCCUUGGCAUGAUGUAAGAGGGUCCACAAUAGCCAUUCGGCCCUGUGUACUUGAAGGAAGCUCUCACCUGCCCCACCAGCAUUUAGCCUGGACACUGAAGUCCAGCUCGGAGGGCCUUCUGGUGGUUCCCUCAUUGCGGGAAGGAAGGUUACAGGGAACCAGGCAGAGGGCCUUCUUGGUGGUGGCAUACUGUUGUGUUUUGUAUAUUCUUUUGGAAGCCACCCAGAGCGGCUGGGGCAACCUAGUCAGAUGGGCAGGGUACCCCCUCAGUGUGAAAAAAGAUGUAGGGCCAAAUAGCAACUCAUAGGAGGCUGCAUUCUUUUAUUUAUAAUAGUUUUAUUAAAUUUUUAAUUUUACAUUUCCAAAUAAACAUUUUACAAACUUUAAAAUAUACAAUGGCAUCCCUUCUUCUCUUUCCAUGGUUCAUUUUACAUAUCAUACAUCCCUGCAUAUUUUACUAUAACCAUUCAAAUGAGUUUUCCAUUUUACAUCCACCAAAAAUUAUUUACUCUGUUGAAUUUAUCUUAAUGCUGCCAGCAUUUUCAGUUGCAUACAGUUAUUUUCCAUAUAUUCAGUAAAUGUUUUCCAGUCUUCUUUAAAUGUACCAUACAUUCUUCUUCCUCUCUUAUUCUGUAUGUUCAAUCUGCAAGUUCUGCAUAUUCUGUCAACUUAAGUUGCCAAUCCUUUUUAGUUGGGACCUUGCUCACUUUCCAAUAUGAGGCUGGGUUCAGCAUGCUGGUCACCUUGGUGCUCUGAGGCACAGGGGGGAAACAGUGCAUAAAUGAAGGGUAGCACUAAGCAAAAGGCACUGUCUCUUUCCUUCCUGCAGGCCCCAUCAUUCAUAAGCUCUUUCAUUCCUUUCCAGAUUCUGAUCCAAAACCGGACAUGGUUUGGCCCUGUGCCUCUCCACUCACGUACUCAGCCGUCACACCUUGCUCCUCUUACCUGGCUUUUGCUUGCGAAGAUGGAACCAUUACGGUUUGGGAAAAAUCUAUUGGUGAGCCUUGCCAGCUUUCAUGAGAUUGCCAUGGGGCUAUUCCCUUGCCAACCAUAAGCGAAGGCACUUGGUGAAUUUAAAAAAGGGGAGUUCUAGAAAUGAGGCACCACAACCAAAAAUGUCCUGGUGGGGGUGGCACCCUGAGCAUGGUGUCCAAAGAUCUUAAUGAUUGGGCCAAUCCAUGUGGGAAAUGGGGUCCUCCCUUAAAGAGGGCACAUGUUGCAGUGAGACCUGGCAACCUAACCCUGUAUUGUGGGUGGGUACGCUUGGAUAGCCACAACACCCGAUUGGUAGGUUCCUUAAUGUAGGGUUCAGUCAGGCCAAUGGGACGCAGGCUAAACGGAUCAAGGGACCUAUAUAUACCUAUGCAUGUGACCCAGAGCUUCCUCUUUCGGUGCGUUCAUCGGAACACCCGCCCACCUCUCCCUAUAUUUAGGGCUUGUGUGCUUGACCUUGCUAUGCCGUCGUGUGUCGUCUGUCAUUGAGACAGGAGAACAGCAGGAAUUUCCCCACUUGGCUGAUUGGCUGUUGCCAUUUGGAUUUCGCCUGCCGCAUAGCAAAUAGUCACAGCGUAAGGUUGCGGAUAGGCUCUGGUUCAGGUGAUAGGGAUGGGAGAACGCUCUUGCCAUCCCUAUGUGAAGGGUAUUCCGUUAAAGGAAUUCAGGGACUCAAUGGUUUGGUCAACCCCUGUGAGCGGGUUGUGCCCGUGCCUCAGUCCAGGGGAGCAUUUGGGUGGCGGAGAUAGCCUGUUCCUGGCUUUCCACUUAUCCAGGUGUUCACCCUUGGCUGACUUAUGCUGGUGCCCUGGGUCAGCGCUACCUGCAAUGGUGCAGGGAGCUAGUUGAAUCAGAGCCUAUGCAACCAGUCACUUGCUGCAAUCAAUAAAGUUGUGGCCUAAAUUCUGCCAAAAACCAAACCAAAAUUUGAGUCUUGUCUGAAUUAAUUUAAGGAGGAGGUUUAAAGGUCUAAACACGCAACAGCCAUGAACCUCCAAGUACUCUGGACCCAGGUUGUUUAAGGAUUUGUAGGUCAGGCUUCAUCAGUGUGAGGGGAAAAACAGGGCCAUUCCAUCAGCUCUGACAGGAGACCAGCUUUGCUUGAUUUCUCUUCUCCCUGAACUGUUUCCAUUCCAGCUAGCCACUAUAAUAACUCCUGUGUAACUUUAAGAAUUGGCGCGUGGCUUUGUUAGUUUUCUUUUCCCUUUCGUAUCAUGUAUUUUAGAUUAUUAGACUGUAGGUGAGCACACGUCUUGUUUUUACCGAUCUCAUGUAACGAUAAGCCAGCCACUCUGGGAGCCUUUUUAGCUUAAGAGCAGGAUAAAAAACACUUUAAAUAAAUAAAACCUUGCACUUUGAAUUGUGCCUGGAAACAAGUGGGUAAACUAAGAAAUAUAAAGGAACACAUCUUCUAAUAUGCUACAGCAUGUGAUAGAUGUGGGCUGGCCAGCAAAUUGCAAAAUCCAAGCAUUGGAUAAGUGUGGCUCUCAGAUGUGAAGAAUGGUUGCUGUCAGGUCACACCCACCCACCUAUCAGCCAGUCUAGUAGAAACCAUCUGUCUUAUCUUGGCCAGGAGGAUCCUGCUGUCAUUCCUGUUCUCCCUCUGUGAUGUUUAUGCUUUCCUAGGGUUCCCGUUGUCUGUGACUGUGCUCCCUGAUGGAUACGUUAUACGAAGCAUCCAGUUCAUGCCAUGUUUACCCUCACUCUGCGAGAAAGCGCCUGGCUCCAGUGAAGUUCUUGCGAGCACCAAAGUGAAGCUUCUGGUGUUGUGCACAGAUGGGUCUCUCCACAUGAUUACAUCGGGGGCCAAAGAAUUUGACACCAAGCUGCUGGGGUACGGAUAAGGCAGGAUCCUGGCUGAUUACAGACCCAGAACCUUGUUUGAAGGGUGGGAGAGGUUCUCCUAUUGAGAGGACUCUUUAGCCCAGGCUCUCCAAAGACAAAUAUGGCUGCAUACCUUGUCUUCCACUCCUGUACUUCCCGGAAGAAGAGGGUACUUCAUUUUCUAGUCCUCUUUUUAUUGGAGUUGGUUGAGACUACUCUGGUUCCAAGAGAGUACUGGGAGUUGGAAUUCAUAGUUGUGGCUGGAAAAUACCACCCAGAGGGACAAGGGAAGGCCACUUGGGAUACAAGGGGGUAUUGUUAGGGAAACAGAGCAUAAGUAGGUAAGAGCAGGUGCAGAUAAACUAAGUGACCUCUAACAAGAUAAUCCUGAAGGCCAAGGAACUGGGUGAAAUGUGGAAGUCCAGUUUCUCAUUAAUUAAAAUGAAUACCUCCACUCCUAGAGUUUUAAAACAUUUAGAGGAAGUUCCUGAUAUAUUCUCAGGAUUUCACCCAGCAAUCCUGACUGACAACAUAGUGGGUUUUUUGGGGGGGGGGUGUUUGUUUUUUGAGAAAUGAAACCAAAGUGGAAAUCUGAGACUUGUGUUGUUUAAAAAUGAUAAUAAAAUAAAAUAAAAGAACACAUCAGGCUAUGUCUGCUGGAGGCAAUGACUUUUGAACAUUGUAGAACACUCUGUUGGCCUCAUUUGCAAUAUGAAGCAAAACCAAACCAUUUCCCCAGAAUAGUUAUGUGAAUCCACCUCUCUGCUCUCACUGAUGUGCUUUCCCCGCAAGAUGCCCAAAGAAGAAAUGCACAAAGAGUAACACAAACUUGGGUUUCUUUCUUAGGCCUGAGACUCCCAAUCAGACCAUCACUGCUAUAGCAACCAUUUCUUCCUUACCUGAUACAGUGAGUGUUUUCUGAUUACCUCCCAUAAUGUCUUCUGCAUCUUCUGAAUACCAGAAUUGUGAAAGCAGUAUUGCGGGUGGCCGGUGGGGGGGUGGAGAGAGGAGAGAGGAGAUACUGUUUUAGUUAGAUUAACACACCAAGAUUAAGGUAUCUGGGCAUGAAAUUUUCAGUUAAGACUUACAAUUUCUUGUGGGUAGAGUAUGGAUGCUGUAUAGACAGCUAGCCCAUAGAAGUGUGCGGGCAGCCAUAACACAUCUAAACUGGGGCCUAGAGUAGUUGUCAGACUUAAAAAAAACCCCACUAUCCACAUAAACUAUGCUUGUAUACUUAAAAGCACACAAAACCAAAAGGUCAGUAGCCCUAACAGGGCCUGUCCAGUCCAACAACAGUAGUGAUCAUCUGUCUACAGCUUAUAUUGAGUUGAACUGCUUUUCUCUCCAUGUGGAGAACUGAGGCUAAGAAACUGAGUUUUCUCAGCAUCAGUUAAUACAUUUUUGGCUGAAGUGGGAUUUGUACUUCUGCCUAGCCCUACAUCUUUCAUCCUCUGGAUUUUGAGGGAAGGACGAAGCCAGACUGGUAGGCUUUGGCCCUGUUACGUUGCACUGUUAAAAUCCUGAAAAAAUCUUCUGCUCAGCUGUGCCUGCGAAUGUGAAUCAUAACCUACCUGGGAAAAAGCCAAGACCCACUGCUGAUCCCAUCCAACAAAGUAGCUAUGGAAACACUAUCAGCUCAUUAGGUGGGUUUCUGUCAUAAGUGAUGAACUUUCAUUAUUCCAGGUGCUGCUUUUUUUCUGGGAUGGCACGGUCAUUCUGAUGGACACCACCACAGAAGAUUAUAUUUCCCAGUUCAUCAUGCCUCCCUCCUACAAGGUGGCAACUUCCUGGCAGCCCGUUUUUUCUGUGGAUACUCAGGGCCAAUACUUGCUCCUCCAAGGUAGGAUCUCCUAGAUACAAAAGGGAGCAGGCACUCAAAACUCAGAAAUAGCACUUGAAGGCAUUCAAGCCCUUCCCCUGAAGUGGGAAGACCCCAUAACAUGCCUCAGGUGGUUAGCAAAUGCCUUUCUAUUGUGGUCUCUGCAGCAUCCCAGAGAAGUCUUUAAGAUGCCUACUUGUUGUGCCCUAGCUUGGCUCAAUCCAGGAGAUGAUGGAUUAAAGCAAGGGACUUACUGGCAUUGCAGGGCCUCAUCUGAUAGGGCAAAGUUAAAAGAGACUAUGCAGGAUUACAACAGGCAAGGCAAAGCAUGGCCUUUCAUGACCCUGGACAGGUAGCUGUGGCAGAUGCCGGCUGAAACUUGCCCAAGGAGAGCUGUUACAGUGGUACCUCGGGUUACAUACGCUUCGUGUUACAUACGCUUCAGGUUACAGACUCCGCUAACCCAGAAAUAGUACCUCAGGUUAAGAACUUUGCUUCAGGAUGAGAACAGAAAUCGUGCUCCGGCGGUGCGGCAGCAGCAGGAGGCCCCAUUAGCUAAAGUGGUGCUUCAGGUUAAGAACAGUUUCAGGUUAAGAACAGACCUCCGGAACGCAUUAAGUACUUAACCCGCGGUACCACUGUAUUUCAGUAGCAUGCUGAGGCCCUGUGGUGGAGGCUGACUAGUCUGGACCUGCAGAUAACUUGCUACCUCUGAGGUGCUUGUCAGUGUUUCUCAAAAGGGCUGUUGUCCGAUUCAGCAGCCACCAACCCCUAUUAUGCGACUGAGUCUGAGGAGUUAAGUAAAGAGCCACACAAUCUGGACCCUAUGAGGGCAGAAGGAAAGUUGCUUCUUGGGCGAUGCCUCCUCCCACUGAGUCUUCCUCUGACCUGGGAAGAUGGGGGAAUUGAGGCUGGAGAACAUAAUACUGUUCGGCAGCCCUGUUUAGGGAACUUUUUAGUGUUUGAAGUUUUAUUCUGUUUUUAGUGUUCUGUUGGGAGCUGCCCAGAGUGGCUGGGGAAACCCAGCCAGAUGGGCAGGGUAUAAAUAAAAUAAUAAUAAUAAUAAUAAUAAUAAUAAUAAUAAUAAUAAUUAAUUAUUAUUUAUUAAUUAUCAUCAUGCCCUCUCUCCUUUUCCCUUCCCCCACUUCUACCAUUCUAUUUUUCUUACGUCCUGUUUAAAAGAAAAGGAUUGCUUAUGUUUUCUUCAGGAAUCUCUAGUACAGUGGUACCUCAGGUUAUAUACGCUUCAGGUUACAGACUCUGCUAACCCAGAAAUAGUACCUUGGGUUAAGAACUUUGCUUCAGGAUGAGAACAGAAAUCAUGCUCCGGCGGCACAGCAGCAGCGGGAGGCCCCAUUAGCUAAAGUGGUGCUUCAGGUUAAGAACAGUUUCAGGUUAAGAACGGACCUCCAGAACCAAUUAAGUACUUAACCCGAGGUACCACUUUAUAUAUCACAACACACAUAUGGGAAGAAGGCCAAGAUCUGAUAGACAGAUGGGGUGGCCAUGUGCCCUACUUUUCAGAGGUCAGACCUCAACUUGAAGGAGUCCUCUAUUUGGAAGGCUGCCCAAUUAAAGUUUGGUUAAUGGUAAAAACAGAAGAAGUGAGGGCAGGAGCUUUGAAGCUGCCCAAUCGUGGUUAACACUUGAACAGGAAACAGAGCAAGGACACAGGUCACUUGCCCAGAGUCUUCCCUGAUAUGAUGCAAUAUAUUUCUAUUUAAAUCACAAUAAUUGCUUCUAAAUUUGCAUCUCUCUCUCUCUCUCUCUCUCUCUCUCUCUCUCUCUCUCAAUUAGCAUUUGAAAAUCUUUGCUUUCUUUAGUCCUCUUUUGCUGAAGCAUUUCCUCUCUUUUGGCGAUUUGGAGUUUUUGAAUAAUUUUUUAAUUGAUUGGUGGUUCACAAAAAUCAGUUUAAGAACAUAAAGCAAGCCUUCUAGAUCAGGCCAAUGUGCCCAUUGAGUUCAGGAUCCAGUUCUUACAGUGGCCAACCAGAUGCUUCUACUAAAACUUCUGUAAUUACAGAACCCCCCUUCCAAAAUUUGCAACUUUUUUUGCUUUGUAUCUGCACUGCAGACUGUUGUGGUAUGUAAAAUUUCCUGUGCGGCCCCAUUGCCUUGGCCGCCAGGUCACGUAGGAGAAAUUAGAUUGCCAAGUCAAUGGUUUCAGCUGAAAUGUGGCCAAUUUGGUUCAACAGUGAGCAUGCACAAAGCCCAACUCCAGCUGCCUUUGACCAUAUAGUUCAAGGCUGGAACUUUCAUUAGCCCCAACUAGCCAGGACUGCUGAGAAUUGUAGGGCAAUGGCAUCUCAAAGGCCACAGGUUCCCCAUCUCUCGAUGGAAGACUCAUGCCAUGCAUGUGCAAGAUUGUAGUUCAUAAUAUUUCCAGUCAAAUUGCAAGUAACCCUCCCACCCUGUUUCUGAGGCAAUGGAGCUUGCAUGCAGCAAUUUACAAGCUGAGUGACUUCCUUUCUGGUCUAAUUCCUGGCUAAUUAACAGUUCCCACUGUUGUAACCUCAUGAACAAAUGAAGGUGGCAUAUACCGUUAAACCCCUGACCCAUCUAGUCCAGCAGUGUCUUCUCUGACUUGCAAUGGCUCUCCUGAGUCUUAGGCAAAGGCCUUUCUUAUUACUGGCUACCUGAUCCUUUCAAUUGGAGAUGCUAGGGAUUGUAUCUGGGGCCUUCUGUAUGCAAAAUGUGCUCACUUUGAGACUGCUGGGCUUUUUUGGUUCACAGGAAGUGAAAGUGAGCGUCACAUUUGUAAGUGACACAAAAAAGCCUGCCCACCCCCACAUGGUUCUUUCCAGUUCUUAUCAGGUUCCUUUUAGUUGAGGGAAUCUCCAAGGGAGAAAUGUAUCAAUUAGCAGGCAGCGGACUUUCAGAUAUCCUAUUGCAGUGAUCCAGCACACCCGCUGUUUAAUGUGGAAUCUCCCUGUGUCUUCUCUCCUCUCUAGAAGUUUCCUGGUCCUAUUUAUUGAACUUUGUUGCUUGCACCUGGAGGCAAGAACCAAGAACCACUCUGCCAAGCUGAUAAGCUUAUCGUAUCAAUGAAUGAAUGAGUUUGUCUGUUUGUCACUGUCAACCACAAAGACUCAAAUUACUUUCAACAGUAGAAUACAGUCAUACCUUGGAAGUCAAAUGGAAUCUGUACCGGAAGUCCAUUCGACUUCCAAAACGUUUGGAAGCCCAAGCACGGCUUCUGAUUGGUAGCAGGAAGCUCCUGCAGCCAAUUGGAAGCCGCGGACGCCCCGUCGGAUGUUCGGCUUCCAAAAAUAGUUUGCAAACUGGAACAGUUAUUUCCUGGUUUGCGACGUUCGGGAGCCAAAACAUUUGGGAGCUGAGCUGUUCAACUUCCAAGGCACGACUGUAUGUGAUUUAAAAACAAUAACACAUUAGUGGCAUGCGACUCCUAACAAAUUUCUCCCACGGGGGUACAGCCCCCAAAAGAGAAAAAUAGUGCCCAUCCCAACUUUGUGUGUGUGUGUGUGUGUGUGUGUGUGUGUGUAUUUCUCUCUAAGCAAGUUGUUCUCUUUCUGCCCACAGGGGUCAAGCAGCAAACUGAAAUUAUUUUCAUCUUUGACUUCACGACUUACCCAUUCAUGGAAGCUUUUGCCUUGAAAGCCGAAGAGCAGCCCGAAGCCUUAGCCGUAGUCCUACCCUGGGACAAGCGCUGUAACAUCUUCCUAAAAGAUAGGUAAGUUUCUUGAAUCGGAAAAAGACCUGGAGCUGGCGAGCCAUUUUUGCUCAUGUGAUUGCGACAGGGGACCGGAGCAGGAAUGUUCUCUGGAGAGAUCAGCACCCUACCUAACAGCGUUAGACUCUCAAACAAACUCGGUGCAUCCCGACUCUCCUCUGGCAUAGCACCAAGGACAUAAGGAAAACAUAUAUUCUGUUCAGGCUGAGUUCAAGGUGCUGAUACAGAUAUGCACAUCUACACACAGCUUGGGGCCCAGGAUACCUGGAAUAUAAUCUCACCCAUCACAUACCCAACCAGUUGCUUCACCAGUCUGCAGGAGGGCAGAUACCAUAUAAUCCGGAUGUCCGUUCUGGGAUUUAGGCAUAUAGUGUGGCAACAACACUUGCCCUCCCUCCCAUUCCAUGUCCAACAAGUGCUGUCUCUAUUGACUUUUGGGUGCCUCUUGGAGACCUUCCGUUCCCAACAAGCCUUUUAUGUGGAUACUUUUAUCCCAGCUUUUCUUUGCACUGGACUUGAAAUUGUUUUCAUAAACGAUUUUAUUGCUGAUGUAAAAACUGAUGUUAAUUGCUUCAGGAUGUUUCAGGGGAAGCAAUUCGUAAAUGAAAUAAACAAUCCACAGAAUAGUGGCCACUGUUAAUGGAGCAACGGGGUGUACCCCAGGUCCCAAGAUUUCCAGAUUUAAUAGCAGCCAUAUGCCUAUAGAUUAGUACUUGCCUUGACAGUUCAAUGCUUUUGGGCGGAGGUGCUGCUGUAUACUUUGGGUGCAGUAGAGAAGACUUGUGAUCUCCUCGGAUAAACUAUGUAUCAAGCCCCAAUUUCAGGGAAGAUUAUAUACUGCGUUUAUUGUGAUGUGUUCCACAGGGUGCAAUUUGUUUGUAAUGUCAUCAGAUGGCAGUACAACAUGAUCCACACAGAUGAGCACCAUGAAACUUUAUACUGAGUAUUCCCUAUUCUGAGGGCUAAAUUGGCCUAAACUGCUGUCCUGGUCUCCUUUGAGAGGAAAGAUAUAAUUUGAAUUCAUAAUAAUAAUAGUAAUAGUAAUUUUAUUUACUCAUGCUUUUAUACUACUUAUCCAGUUGUGUCCUCUAGGUGGUUGACAGCAUGUUAAAACCAAUGCAACAAUAAUAUGAAACAACCAAAACCAGUUAAAAUGAUACGAGGAGGUGAUGAGGAUUAAUUGCAUUAUUUAUAAAAGUUUUUAUAUGUCUCGUUUUUACAUUUGUCCUGAUCACUUACUUUUAUGUGGCUGUUAUAAAAAUGAACAAAUGUGAAUCACUUUGAGAACUUGAAAGUGAGAACUACGAAGGAUAAGCCUUACUUACAGUGUUGGGGAGCACCAUUUUGACUUAACUCCUUAUCGCUUAACCAUCUGGCACUGAGUGAAUGAGGCAUGGCAAAGUGGGCUCAGGCAGGAGCCCAGGGAGAUGGAAUCUCUGUCUUUGUCUCGUUGCCAGCUUGCAGCGGCUGUCCACAAUUAGCCAACAGAUGCCCGAGUGCUGGAGCCUGCUGAAGAACUGUGCAAAAUCCUUAGCAAAGGGAGAGUCACAAGAAGUGGUAGAGGAAGAGGAGACUAGGUGAGUUGGUCACUCUCAGAGGCUGAUUUUGUGUUGCUGUAUCUUUCAUCAACCCAUGCCUGUCAUCUUAAUGACAGCUGCUUAUCCAUCCUUUGCCAGUCCAGACGAUUUCCUAAAGCAGGUUAUUUUGCUGUCAUGAGGAGCUUUUUACCCUUUUGCCUCCUGCUAGGAAGGAUGUUAUUGACCAGUUAGUGUUAGAAAAAUGUCUGUGUCUAAUGGUCCUCUGCCUGGUUCCCUGUAACUUCACUUCUUGCAGUGACGGAACCACCAGAAGGCCCUCGGUGCUAGAUCUCAGUGUCCAGGCUGAACGGUGGGGGUAGAGAUGCUCCUUCAGGGAUACUGGGCCAAGGCCGUUUAGGGCAAGCACUUCAGUGAUACAAAAGGAAGAUAGAGGGACACAUUUUUAAAAUAUUUAAGAACCAUCAAAAGCAUUUUGAAACAGCAAGCACAGUGAAACAUUAAAACUUAAAAACAGAGAUAAGGUAAAGGUAAAGGGACCCCUGACCGUUAGGUCCAGUCGUGGACGACUCUGGGGAUGCGAUGCUCAUCUUGCUUUAGUGGCCGAGGGAGCUGGCGUGCAGCUUCCGGGUCAUGUGGCCAGCAUGACUAAGCCGCUUCUGGCAAACCAGAGCAGUGCACAGAAAGGCCAUUUACCUUCCCGCCGGAGCAGUACCUAUUUAUCUACUUGCAUUUUGAUGUGCUUUCGAACUGCUUGGUUGGCAGGAGCAGAGACCGAGCAACGGGAGCUCACCCCGUCACGGGGAUUCGAACCACCGACCUUCUGAUCGGCAAGCCCUAGGCUCUGUGGUUUAGACCACAGCACCACCUGUGUCCCAAAAACAGAGGUGUAGGACUUCAAAUGAUAAAAUCAAAACCUUUGAGCUGAGUCCUGUAGGAUAAUUGGCAGCUCUUAGGUUACCAUGAAGGGUUGUGCUAAACUAGGGUUGCCAUAUUUCAUUAAGUGAAAAUCCAGACACAAAAGUUCUGUCCAGAUAUGUACGGGAAAUUCCAGACAUAUGGCAGCCCUAGCUAAACCCAUUUCCUGUCCCUUAUGAGCACAGUGCCUAAAAGUGCAGCCAACUUCUAGCUGCAAAACCCUACUCUGGGUUCUUCCUUGCUUCCAGCUCCAAUGCACUGCACUUGCUCCAGCCCAGAGACCUCUGGAAAGCUUAAAUGGUAUAGCGACUGUGGGUGUGCCUGCAUACAUUUCCCUCCCAGCCUUGCAUAUGGCAGCUAUUAAAUCAGCAGUUAAUUCUGCUUUCGUGCUCUAACUUCUUUCCCAGGGAUACUGAAGAGCCAUGA